Telopea speciosissima is the source of this 1971-nucleotide messenger RNA. Its product is annotated as putative pentatricopeptide repeat-containing protein At5g40405. The transcript has a single exon. Lineage: Eukaryota; Viridiplantae; Streptophyta; Magnoliopsida; Proteales; Proteaceae. Bases 26 to 1873 code for a protein of 615 amino acids. The record is from RefSeq and is a predicted model, not a curated record. Gene Ontology annotation, molecular function: zinc ion binding; protein binding; RNA binding. Gene Ontology annotation, biological process: RNA modification.
UGAGACCAUUGCUACAAUUCCAACUAUGAGCAGGUUAAGGUCUAUAACCAAACACCCAACAAUUUCCCUGGUUGAAUCAUGCAGUGGCCUCCGAGAGAUCAGGCAGAUCCACACCCAAUUGCUCAUUAACGGUCUUCUUAACGACCCUUUCUUCUUAGCCCAGUUUCUUGGUUCAAUAGCUCUUCACCACCCAAACAAUAUGGAUUAUUCCCAACAGCUCCUUGACCAGUCCCAUAAUCCUACUGUCUUCGCCUUCAACUCCAUGAUCAGAGCCCACUCCAAAGGCCCCAUUCCUGAACGGAGCUUUCACUUCUUCCACCGAAUUCUGAGCUCCAAUCUCUCUCCUGAUAACUACACCUUUACUUUCCUCGUUCGCACCUGUGCACGCGUCUCCUUACCCAAGACUAGCCUAGCUGUUCAUGCCUCUGUGAUAAAGCACGGUUUUGAAUUAGACCCACAUGUUCAAAGUGGGUUGAUCAAUUCAUAUGCCGAGUUAGGUUUUCUUGAUUCUUCCCGGAGACUAUUUUCAGAAAUUUAUGAACCGGAUUUGGUAACACGGACAGCCAUGCUAAGUUCUUGUGCUAGGUCUGGUGAGGUUGAUUUUGCACAGAAGCUGUUUGAUGAAAUACCUUAUAGGGAUAGGGAUGCCAUUGUUUGGAAUGCAAUGAUUGCAGGGUACGCGCAAUGUGGUCGGUCAAGGGAGGCCUUGCACCUGUUCCACUUAAUGCAAAAGGAGGGUGUGGAAGUUAAUGAGGCUACCAUGGUCUCUGUCCUAUCAGCAUGUACCCACUUAGGUGCAUUGGAUCAAGGAAGAUGGGCACAUGCAUAUAUAGAAAGAAAUAGGCUUCACCUGACUGUGACACUAGGGACUGCACUCAUAGACAUGUACUCGAAAUGUGGUAACAUGGGUAGAGCCAUGGACAUCUUUUGGGAGAUGAGAGAGAAGAAUGUCUACACAUGGAGUGCCACUAUUGGUGGGUUGGCAAUGAAUGGUGCUGGUGAGGAGUGUCUCAAGCUUUUUGACCUCAUGAAACAAGAAGGUGUUAUGCCCAAUGAAGUGACCUUCAUUGCAGUUUUACGGGGUUGUAGUGUUGUUGGAUUGGUUGAGAAAGGUCGCAAGCAUUUUGAUUCGAUGACCCAAGUGUAUGGACUUGAGCCUGAACUCGAGCAUUACGGGUGCAUGGCUGACUUAUAUGGACGAGCUGGCCUCUUAGAUGAUGCUUUUAACUUUAUCAAUAAUAUGCCAAUGACGCCUCAUGCAGGUGCUUGGGGAGCUUUACUUAAUGCUUGUAGAAUCCAUAAAAACAUGGAGCUAGGGGAGCUUGCAUUAAGCAAGAUUCUAGAGCUAGAAGAUAAAAAUCAUGGUGCCUAUGUGCUCCUGUCAAACAUGUAUGCAGAUUCUAAAGAUUGGGACAGUGUCAGUAAUGUAAGGCAGUUAAUGAAAGUUAAAGGGGUGAGAAAGAUCCCUGGUUGUAGUGUUAUAGAGGUUGGUGGUGAGGUUCACGAAUUCUUUGUAGGGGACAAAUCACACCCCAGGUAUGGUGAAAUCGAGGUGAUGUUGGGAGAGAUCUCAAGAAGGUUAAGACUGUCAGGUUAUGUAGCUAAUACUAACCCUGUGCUCUUUGAUAUAGAGGAAGAGGACAAAGAGGAUGCUCUGUGUAGACAUAGUGAGAAGGUAGCCAUUGCUUUUGGUUUGAUCAGUUUGGGUGAAGGAGUUCCCAUAAGGAUUGUGAAAAACCUAAGGGUUUGUGGGGAUUGCCAUGAUGCUACAAAGAUCAUAUCUAGAGUUUUCAGUCGAGAGAUUAUUGUGAGGGACAGGAAUAGGUUCCAUCAUUUUAAAGAUGGGGAGUGUUCUUGUAAAGGUUAUUGGUGACAAGUUGAGGUAGUCAGUCUACUUAAUUUGCUGAAAGAUGAUUUCAAGCUAAAUAACUGAAAGCUGUGCUUACACUUUUCCACCACAAGUGUGACUGA